AUAUUAAUGCUGAAGCAUCUUUACGACACAGAUUGUGUCACUUGGUCACCAUAAGGCAAAUUGUUUUAAGUAGAAUAUGCUAUGGAAGCUGUAAAAUAAGGAAGCAUAUGUUUGGGACUGAAAUCAAGCGAUUAUGUUGUAUUAUGCAGUCUCAAAAGACAACCAUCAGAAUUGGCAGGAUAUUAAGAGAAAUAAUUCAAAAUUGAUGAUCAUAUGGCUAUUGCUAUAGCUGGUUUAACAGCAGAUGCACGUAUUUAAAAAGAUGUAUAAUUACAGGUGUUUUAUGCAAAUAUAUGAGAACAGAAUGUUUAGAAUACAAAUAUACAUAUGAAUCACAUCAUCCAGUUGGAAGAUUAGUCUUUAAAGUUGCAGAAAGUUAGAUUUAUAUAUUUAAUUAAAGAGUCACAACAUAAAACUUAAAGCGGUGCCAAAAGACCUUAUGGUGUUGGAUUACUUGUUGCAGGUAUUGAUCCAAAUGGUGUUCAUUUAUUUGAAACAUGUCCUUCUGGCAAUUAUUAUGAAUAUAAAUGCUAAGCUAUUGGCUCAAGAUCUUAAGCUGCUAGAACUUAUUUUGAAAGUUGGUUCCAUUUAUUUGAAAAAAGUACUUUAGAAUAGCUCGUUCUACAUGGAUUAAGUGCUAUUAAGAAGGCUAUUAUGGAGGACGAAGAGUAAAUUAAAUAUUCAUUAUUCUUUUAGAUUAAAUGAAAAAAAUGUAGAAGUUGGAAUUUUAGGUAAAAAUUAAAAAUUUUUACAUUUAAAUGCUUAAGAAUUAAAGGAUUACAUUACAAAAUUAGAAGCCUUUAAUCCAAAUUCUUAAAUUUAACAAGAGUGAUGAUGA
This is a messenger RNA of Paramecium sonneborni, 838 nucleotides long. The record is from the annotation of a GenBank genome assembly. NCBI's taxonomy places the organism in Eukaryota, Ciliophora, Oligohymenophorea, Peniculida, Parameciidae.